Messenger RNA from Ruditapes philippinarum (Manila clam), 1404 nucleotides. RefSeq lists its product as uncharacterized. Gene Ontology annotation, molecular function: G protein-coupled receptor activity; peptide binding. The record is from RefSeq and is a predicted model, not a curated record. The coding region runs from base 26 to 1114 and encodes 362 amino acids. Gene Ontology annotation, cellular component: membrane; neuron projection. Lineage: Eukaryota; Metazoa; Mollusca; Bivalvia; Venerida; Veneridae. The transcript is spliced from 2 exons.
AUAAAUAAAGCAUAGAGACCUAGAGAUGAAUACUUCAGCUGUUUUUUACGACUUUAAUGACACGUUAGACUACUCACAUUAUUACUUCACCAACGAAAGCUCAAUAACUGAAGAAGAAUAUUUAGCUUAUCAAAAGAUGAUACAAGAGCGGAAGAAUUUUAAAUAUGUUUAUCAUGCCUUUGCUGCGUUUAUAGUUCUCAUGAAUGGAUCUCUAGUUGCUGCCAUUUUGCUAAGUGCAAAGCAACGACGUCAUUUCCGGAACUGGCUUAUAAUUCAUAUGACUGGAAUUCAUAUAUUGUUCGGAGGAAUAGCUUUGCCAUUUCUAGCACAGUCUUUUGACGCGACAAGCGCCGGAAUAAGAAGUGUUCCCCUCUGUAAACUAUUCUCGUUCGUAUCGGAUAUCACGGAAUAUAUGUCUAACAUUUCAAUAGGAAUUCUUGGAGUAUAUCAGUGUUUAAAUAUUAUAUCACCAAGACUGCUGAAAAGUGUUUCUAACGCCCUCCUUUUGUCAAUAAUGAUAAUACUCCCGUGGUUUGUAUGUGUGAUGCUCACUGCGGUGCUGAGGCUUACAAUGUCAGAAGAGCAGUGGGGACAGUGUUAUAUAGUUUCUGAUAAAACGGCUCAAAUUCUGUGGCUAGUAUUAGCGCGAUGUUUACCGCUUUUGAUGGUAUUAACUUGUUUCAUUAGCAUUUUAUCCGUUGCAAUUUCACCUUUCUCUACAAAGAGUGACAGAUCUCCCCCUGGAAGACAUAAUACGACCAUUUUUGUUAGUAUUUGUUUAGGGGCGUGUCUUUUUAUGCGGACACCAUUUUACAUAAUAUUUUUCGAACCUAUAGACGAAGACUGUAAAAGGAAGCAUAGGUUUCUAUGUGCUAGACUUACACACGGAUUAGAUAUUGUUCGUCUACUAAGUAUGCUACUGAUUCCGUUCGCCUACCUUGUGCAAUUUGACAUUAGAAAACGGUGUAGAAAAUUCAGGUCAAAACUCCUAUGCAAGACUGUUGAUUGCAACACUACAUCAAAGAAGCAACAGCCGAUGGAAAUGGUAUCUGUUACAAACAAUGAAGGCUCGUCCUUGGUGUCAAAGAACUUGAUUGAAGAAACUGACAUAUAAAAAAUACAAGAUGAAAAACUGCGCCAAGAAGAGCAGAGCGAGGAGUUACCAAUGAUUGUUUCCAUUGAUCUAGAGGGAUAUUCCAUCGGAAACAGAUAAAUAAGCAUGAACUUUACGGGCACUACAGCGGCUUUUAAUACUGAGCUAUACACGGAAUUACAUUAUACAAUAUCUUGUUAAUGUGUUUCGUAUAUACUAUAUGCAAAAAUUGUUUUUUUUUUCUUUUAAAAGGGUGUUUUUUUUUCUUUUAAAAAGGAAAGGAAUACAUAUGGUCAUGCUAAAACAUAACA